CUGGUCCGUCUGUCGCGUUCUGGCGUCAUACACUCAAUUGUGCAGGCCGGAGACCUCCGCGCUCGGAGGAGGGCGGAGACGUUGCUCUCGGUGGGCGCUGCAGUUGCAAAUUCGGAGCAGGAUGUUGGAGCGUCGGCGAAAUUCUCUAAAUGAGGAAAGCUGUAUUUCUUCCUGGGACCUGAGCUAAAGUGUUCUAUCAUGGGCCAGCAACUCUCAAGCCAAACACACACAGUUAUAAAUAAGCUGCCAGAAAAAGUUGUCAAGCAUGUCUCUCUUGUUCGAGAAAGUGGCUUCUUGACAUAUGAAGAGUUUUUGGGAAGAGUAGCUGAACUUAAUGACACGACUGCACAGUUAGCUUCUGGCCAGAACAAGCAUCUGUUGUUUGAAGUGCAGCCAGGUUCUGAUGCUACAGCUUUAUGGAAGGUGGCUGUUCGGAUAGUAUGUACUAAGAUAAACAAGACAAGUGGGAUUGUUGAAGCUUCAAGAAUCAUGAACUUGUAUCAGUUCAUUCAACUUUAUAAAGACAUCACAAGUCAGGCUGCACAUGUUCUUUCGCAGAAUGUUCCCUCAGAAGGAACAGCAGAAGAUCUGUCAUCUGUGGCAUCUUGUCAGGCCAGCAUUUGGAUGGGAAGGGUGAAAAAGCUAACUGAUGAGGAAGAAUGUUGCAUUUGUAUGGAUGGACGUGCUGAUCUGAUCUUGCCAUGUGCCCACAGCUUUUGUCAGAAAUGCAUUGAUAAAUGGAGUGGUCGUCACAGAAAUUGCCCUAUAUGCCGUCUACAGGUGACUGCUGCAAAUGAUUCUUGGGUUGUAUCUGAUGCACCUACAGAGGAAGAUAUUGCCACUUACAUACUCAACCUGGUGGAUGAGGCAGGCCAGCCCCAUAUACCCUGAUAUUAGCAAUGUUCGUAGACUUAACAUUUCCCAAGAUACCAUUUUUAUUAUUCUUUACUCAUUACACUGGUUUCUAGAAGCUAAAUCAUUCUUCAAAAAUAGUGUGUGAAAACCAACCUGUAUUUAUAAUUUUUAUUAAUUUCUUUGAUAAUAUUUGCAGUAAAUACACUACGAAUUUUCUGAUAUUUUAUGAGGUACUGGAAUAGGAGGUAUUUUAGCCCUAGUAUAACUGUUAAGUGCUAGCUUGUUAAAAUUUGACUUCAUUGUCUCAGUUGCAAAGAAUAUGGGUGGUUAAAAGAUCUGUUGUCCAACACUGUCUAAAAAGUAAAGCUUAGUGCUUAAAUAUGAAUUAAAAUGAAGAGAGUCCUUGAACUUAGUAAUUUCUGUUCUCCCAUGUAAUAAAUGUUGCCAUUGUUGUUAUUUACAUGUGUUUGGUUAAAUCAGCAAUUAGUAUGUUCUGUUCCUAUAACUUUUAUGGAAGCAGAUUAUUUUUAUAAAUGAUUGACUGUUUCGCUUCUAUUCAAAGAUAAUUUUCUAAGCAAGUAUUAAUUACUUAUAGUUUGUCUAUGCAGUAUCAUGGAUGGAUCCAGCAAAAGCUUCUUACGGUAGCUUCUCUAUCAGUAGAAGGCUUCUGAUGUAGCAGAAAGCAGUCUUUAUUCCCUUUUUCCCUUCUCUUUGUUUCCUACAUGCCCUGAAAAACUGCCCCAAAGGCUAGAAAUUCUCCAAAACAGCGAAGCUGUGGGCUAUAGUGUAGAUAGUAAAAAUCUUCUGUAUUCUGCUGUGUCUCCUUGCAAGUGCUUCUGGCAAAACACAUGCUGAUUACACAUCAUAAAAUAAACCAUGUUUAUUGGUAUUUAUUUUGUUUUGUUUAGCCUAGUCUUCAAUUUAUGAGUUUGUAGAAUUUGCCAUUAUGAUGAAAAGAGAUGGUAAAGCACAGAGAAUUCUUGGUUUCUUUUCCUGUAGGUACAAUCUGAAGCAAAAAGGAAUCUCUCAUUUUACUGUCACUACUUUGCUGUAAUGUAGUAUGUAUGUUGUAAUCAAGUGUUGGUGUCAGGUAUGACAAUGUGUCCUUAGUUGUUAACUUUCCAGAUGACAUUGAUAGAUGCCAGAAAGCCACCAUUUUCCAGUUCACAAAAUUGGUACUGAUUUUUAAAAAAAACUUUAUUUCAAAUGGCAGCUUAAAAAUGGCCCUGGCCCAAAAAGAUCAAGUCCCUAGGCAGAUUGGGCCAGAGCAAAUCCCCAGAUUGAUGCAGUACUUACAUUGGAUUUUAUACUUUUCACAACUACUAUUAUUAUAAUUGCUAUUCACAGAAUGGAUUUGGUGCCACGCAAGGAAAGAUGGAUUAAUAGUUAAAGGAUUUAUGGCCUUAUUUGGAAUUGUCUGAUAAAUAUGUAUAAUAAAAUUCUUUUCUAUCCUUGCUGAAAUGUUGCACGUAAAUAUAGGUUAAACUAAUUAAAUUGCAAAUCUGUAAUAUUACUUAAACAUUUCUAUAAAUUACAUACAGGUAUUGAACUUUAGCACUUCAGAAUAUGGGAAACAUUGUGGUUUUUAAGAGUUUAUCAGAUUCUCCCUAGAUUAGUAAACUAUAGCAGAAGUUAUUGUUUUUAUAUAAUGUGAUGUGCUGAAGAGAAGGUUUAAAGAGCAAUUCUUAUUACUUACGAAAGCUUUGAUAUACCGAAAUACUUUCUGACAAUUGAUUUUAAGUGGGCUUUGAAAUUCAGAGUAAGCAGAACAUGUUUUUCUUGUUUUUGUUUUGGAGUGUUUUUUUCACUUGCUAUAAAGCUGAUUGUGGAUUUGAUUUUCCCCGCAUCCUUAGAUAUAUUUGGACUUGCAGUGUUGUGAUCAAAGUGCCUAGUAGUUUAAUAUUGACAUGGUAGAAACAAUAAGCCAUUCUUUGUUUUUCUUCAUAUAAAGUUUGAUCUGAUGGUGCAAAUCUUUUGUAGUGUAAGCAUUAGACCAUUAAAUCCUGACAUUACUUUUCUUUUUUUCCUGCCAUGAGUAUAAAGACUUAUACCAAAUCUUGAAGAGAUGGAAGCUUUAAAAUAUGGGUAUGCAGAAUAUAAUGCCAACAGAGGGGAACAUGUAAUUAUAGGUUCAGUAAUUUCACAAUUUGUAAAUAUGUGUAAAGUGAACAUGUGAAUUAUAGUGUUUAUAUCUUUUUAAAUAAAUACACACAUUGGUAUAAGUACUGUAAUGGGUACCUUGUAAAUUAUAUGUAUUGUAGGUGUGUUUUACAGAUUAAUUAUGGAUCAUUUGCUGUCUUCCUUCUCUCUGUUCCCAUUGUGUUGUGAAGCUCUGCCUCUUAUUAAAGGACUUCUAGUCUAGAUCUGUGAGACUACAGGAGAAGCGAUAACACUCAAAGACAUAGAAGAAGAGAUUACUACAAGUUGCUUGCCCGUGGCCUUUUGACGCAUACUCUAUCACCAUAAGCAUAUGGCAAACUAGAAGCCUACUGUAUGAAAUAAAUGUGUUACUAAUCAAACAUAAUUUAAUUGUGUAAAACUGCAGCCCAUUUGAUAAGUUAUUCUUCUAGCAUUCAAUCUGAUGAAGAUUGACAAAUUUAAAAAAAGGGUUUUUUAAAGACAUUUUCAAGAGAUGAAUUGCUGUUAGAGAAGAAAAGAUGCAUUCCUAAGUUCUUUUGUGUGGAUGUGAACAUUUCUUAGUGGUUUUAUAUAAAGACUGUUAAUAACUAUAAGCAAUUUAAUGUAUUAUGAGUUUUGAGCAAUAAACACUUGAAUUUCA
Molecule: messenger RNA, 3634 nt
Organism: Python bivittatus (Burmese python)
Lineage: Eukaryota; Metazoa; Chordata; Lepidosauria; Squamata; Pythonidae
Gene: RNF141
Product: ring finger protein 141
Biological process (GO): protein autoubiquitination
Molecular function (GO): ubiquitin-protein transferase activity
Source: RefSeq, a predicted model, not a curated record